This is a messenger RNA of Rhineura floridana, 685 nucleotides long. RefSeq names its product tRNA methyltransferase activator subunit 11-2 (gene TRMT112). Bases 143 to 520 code for a protein of 125 amino acids. The record is from RefSeq and is a predicted model, not a curated record. NCBI's taxonomy places the organism in Eukaryota, Metazoa, Chordata, Lepidosauria, Squamata, Rhineuridae. Gene Ontology annotation, biological process: tRNA methylation; rRNA (guanine-N7)-methylation; peptidyl-glutamine methylation. Gene Ontology annotation, molecular function: protein heterodimerization activity. The transcript is spliced from 4 exons.
UCCGGAAGUGAGCUAAAACAACAUCGCCGGAAGUGAGCGGGAAGAACGUGCAUUUUAACAAAACCGGAAGUUGGCCGAAACAGAUACACAAACGCGUCCCACAUGUCCUGUCCCGUUGUUUGAUGACCGGUGUCCUGUAAACAUGAAGCUCUUAACUCACAACAUGCUCACCUCCCACGUGCGGGGAGUGCGGCCCGGUGGAGGAUUCCCCCUUCGUAUCCAGGCAACGGAAGUGAAGAUGAACAAUGUUGAUUUCAACCCAGAGUUCACUGCACGGAUGAUACCUAAGGUGGAAUGGGGAGCCUUGGUAGAGGCAGCUGAGAGUUUGGGUCAGCGGUCAGACUUGCCCUCCGAGCCCAUACCUAACUUUGAGAGCAACGAGGAUUUCCUCCGAAAAGUGCAUCACGUCCUGAUGGAGGUGGAGGUGAUGGAAGGUGUGCUGAAAUGUCCAGAUACGGGGCGCGAGUUCCCUAUCACUAAAGGCAUUCCCAAUAUGUUGCUGAGUGAAGAAGAGACGUGAGCUGGUUUGGAGCUCCAAGAAACAAGCCUUGGAGGUGGGGUGUGGGGACUUGUUCCUGUGGAAGGGUAAAGCCCUUAUUUUUCUGUUGGGGAAGGAGAUGUUUUGAAGAUAUACUUGGUUGUUAUUUUGCAUGUGUGUGUCAAUAAAUACAAGUUGUUGAAUGUG